Messenger RNA from Symbiodinium sp. CCMP2592, 1791 nucleotides. Lineage: Eukaryota; Dinophyceae; Suessiales; Symbiodiniaceae. The record is from the annotation of a GenBank genome assembly.
AUGGGGCGAAAGAAGCAGCGGCGUUGGGUGCCCUCGGUGCUGUGGCUCCUGGGACUGGCGCUGGCCGCGCUGGCCGCGCUCUGCGUCGGAGGCGGCUCAAAGCGAGAAGCGGGCGCAGCCGUCAGAGCCUUCGCCGAAGCAAACAGUGCCUUCGCCUCUCUCGGCUUUGGGGGCCGGCGCCCCCGGGGAGUGGGAGUCCGCUUCAACGACGGCGACAAGGACGGGAAGAGGAAUUUGGCCAAGCGGCUGGGGCUAAGACAGUCUCGCUUUUCAGGGGAACAAGGCGGCGAGGCAGAGAUGGCAGAGGCAGGCCCAGAUUCCCACUCCUGCGAGGAAGUUCGACCGUGGAAUUCUCCUGGACUUCUUCAGCUCGAGGCCGGCCGAGAUCGCCUGGCGCUGGUCGGAGAGACUCGGCUGAAGCUGUUCGCUGUUCAUUUUUUUGGGCAUACGAUCUUGGGUGAGCUCUGGCCGGCCUGGAAUUUGUGGCAUUCGGAGGAGUCGUUGCCAGCUGGCGAACGAACACGUGGCGCCGUUCUGCGGGCCGCCUUGUCGAAGCUGGGCCCCAUCUUCGUCAAGAUUGGCCAGACACUGUCGGAGAGACCUGACCUCAUCGGUGACGAAGCCUGCGAAGAGCUGAAGCUGCUGCAGCAGGAGAACGAGCCCUUCAGUACAGACAUGGCUUUCGCCAUGAUCUUGGAGGAUUUGGGGCACAAAGGGCCCCUGUCACCUGGUGGAUACACGAGCAAAGACGGGGAUCCCACAGCGGCACCGCUGCUGGCUGAGAUCUCCCCGGAGCCGGUGGCUGCAGCUUCACUUGGCCAAGUCUACUAUGCCAAGACACUGGAUGGUCGUGAGGUUGCCAUCAAAGUACAGCGGCCAGGAAGCUUGCGCCAGGUCGCCCUGGAUUGGACGUGUUGGGCUUUGGGUUUGAUGGUGAUGGACUUCUACUGGGGCGGUCAAGGCGACGAGUAUCCCAAGAUUGCGGACGAAGUUGCGCAAGGUGUCUUCAAAGAGUUGGACUAUCACAACGAAGCCCGAAAUGCCGCGAUCUUCCUGAAGAAACACAAAUUCCUGCCUUUCGUCACUGCUCCAGAAUGGGUGCCCGAGCUCACCGGGCCCGAGGGGACAGCCAGGGUCCUGACACUCUCUUGGAUCCACGGACGCAAGCUGCAAGAGAUCGAAUCAAAGGAGGAGAGAAUGCAGAUGGUGGACAUGGCAGUGGAGGCUUGUGUCUCGUCUUUGGUCUUCACCGGUUUCGUCCACGCAGAUCCGCAUGCCGGCAACAUGCUGCUGACGGAGGACGGUCGUCUGGCUUUCCUGGAUUUCGGCCUCAUGGGAACGGUGGAGCCCCGCAUCAUGGAGGGCUUCGCGGCGGGGAUCCAGCACCUCCUGGCGGAGCGCUGGCUGCCACUGGCGAAAGUCAUGCAAGACGUGGGCUUCAUGGCCGUGGGCAAGGAAGGCGGUUUCAAGAAGGUCGUCGAUCCUUCUGCCCGGGUCUUCGAGUACACGAGUUGCCCCGACGAGGAGUUUGCGGCGGCGCUCGAAGCGCAGAUGAAAGCGGAGGAAGGCGGCCUCAGCCGCUUCGGCGCUCUCGCAGGAGCCCUCACAAAGCUUUCAGACAGAUAUCACAUGACCAUGCCAGGCUACAUCAUCCUCUUUAUCCGCACAUUUUUGACUUUGGAAGGGAUCGCCGGGGUGGUGAAGCCAGACUUCAAUAUCUAUGAAGCAUCCCUGCCAUACGCACUACAGCGGGCGCUUUCACCGAAGACGGAGGCAGGUAGGUGGCUGUGA